GGAGAUGAAGACCACAUUUGAUAUUUGAAUUCAUUUAAAAUCUAGACUUUAUGUGGCAAGUAGUGUUCUUUUACUAAAGUUUUUUAAGCAUAAAAUUUCAACCAUGUCUUGGCUCAUCUAUACGAUUGGAUUGUAUGCAUUUCUUUGGUGGUUUAUUGAUAAUUUCAAAUCAUUGUUUCAAAUUGCAUGGAAUUUACUUGUGUCAUUUUUACAACCAAAAAAUAAUGUACCACUGAACGAAAAAUAUGGCAACUGGGCCGUGGUGACGGGCUCAACGGAUGGAAUUGGUAAAGAGUAUGCCAAACAACUGGCUCAUCGUGGUGUUAAUGUUGUUUUAAUCGCCAGAAAUGAAUCGAAAUUAGCUACCGUCGCAAGAGAGAUUGAAUCAUUGUAUCCGGUGCAAACGAAGAUUUUGGUAACUGAUUUUACAAAUGGUCGAGAAAUAUAUAACAACAUAAAAUAUACGCUUAGCACUGUUCCAGUGGGCAUUUUGGUCAAUAAUGUCGGACAAAUGUACGAGUUCCCGGAAGAGUUGGGGAAGGUGUCAGACGAUUUAAUCUAUAAUAUGAUCUUAACGAAUGUAACGGCGGUUACAAUGAUGACGCGACUGGUGGUUAAUGACAUGAAACAACGGCAAAAGGGUAUAAUUGUAAAUGUUUCGUCUGCCAUGGCAUUACAACCAACACCACUGUUAUCGGUUUAUGCAGCGAGCAAAGUUUAUGUGAAAAGUUUUACAUUGGCUCUUCGUCAUGAAUGCAAACCAUAUGGCAUUGAUGUACAAUUACUUUCGCCGUAUUUUGUUCGAACAAAAUUGAAUAAUUUUUCGACGAGUUUGAUGGCCGGUGGUCUAUUCAUACCAGAUGCAGAAACUUAUGUUCGGUCAGCCAUUUCAACAUUGGGCAAAUCUGAUGAGACAACGGGAUAUUGGCCACAUGCUAUUCAGUUUGCAUUUCUAAAAAUGCUACCAGUGACAUUCCGUACAAUGAUGAUUGAAUCGCUUGCCAAUCGUUUUCGAGCUGAAUACUUUUUGCAACAACAACAAAAUCGAUUUUAAACAUUCAAACACUAUGAGCUGGAGUUGAAUUGUUCAUGCAAUUUUUUCAUAGUUAAAUAUUUAAUCGUAUUUAAUAAAACAUCAAAAACUCACAAAAACAAACUUUAUACAAAACUUAUGAAUUCCACCGUUUUUGAUCAUCAUGUUCCUCGCAUUAGUGUUUGAAAACAAUGAAUCUUUUGUUAUUUCUUCGAAUCAAUAGAACAGCGAUAUUUACAAUGUAAGAAAAACCGCUUUCACCAAAAGAAACAAAAGGUUCUUUCGCAUUAAAGAAAUUAAGAACAGCUAAAGGAAAUGUUUACCAAACGUGACCAAACGAAACUGUA
Molecule: messenger RNA, 1380 nt
Organism: Contarinia nasturtii (swede midge)
Lineage: Eukaryota; Metazoa; Arthropoda; Insecta; Diptera; Cecidomyiidae
Product: hydroxysteroid dehydrogenase-like protein 1
Exons: 6
Coding region: 104-1054 (316 amino acids)
Cellular component (GO): endoplasmic reticulum
Molecular function (GO): oxidoreductase activity
Source: RefSeq, a predicted model, not a curated record